AUGGCCUUGCGCGCCGCCGAGUGGCACAGGCUGCCGACGAGCCUCACCGAGCUGUGCAUUGACACCACCCUGCGAUGCGGCCAGUCUUUCCGAUGGCGCAAGUCGGCCGAAAACGAGUGGUCAAUGGCCCUCCAUGGUCGCAUCCUCUCUCUCCGCCAGGACGCCCAGCAUCUACACUAUCGAGCCACAUAUCCAUCCGUUGCCGCGGCAUUGCCCACUCCGCCGCCGUCCAAUGCGCCCUCAGUCGCCCCUGAAGAUGACGACACGCUUGCGCUCGUCAAGCACUACUUGAAUCUCGCCCCCAAUCUUGGCCGCCUAUACGAGCAAUGGGCCGCCUCGGACGCCAACUUCAAGAAGCGCGCACCCAAAUUCACCGGCAUACGGAUAUUGCGACAAGAUGCCUGGGAGGCGCUCAUUGGCUUCAUAUGUAGUAGCAACAACAACAUCAGCCGCAUAUCGGGCAUGGUACAGAAUCUCUGCCUCCACUAUGGUCCCUUGAUCGGGCACAUUGAUGAUAUUCCCUACUACGACUUUCCCACGCCAGCCGCCCUCUGUGGCCCCGAUGUUGAGGCGCAUUUGAUGAAACUUGGUUUUGGAUACAGGGCGAAAUACAUCGCCAAGACUGCGCGCAUCAUCUCAGAGGAAAAGGGAUUAAAGUGGCUGGACGACCUGAGCAACCCAGAAUAUCCCCAGUUUGGUGUCCAGGAGAAGCCAGCUGGGCAUAUGCUCGCUGAUGGGCGAAAGGGGUACCGGAAAGCGCACGAUGAGCUACUGGCACUUCAUGGCGUAGGUCCCAAGGUAGCAGACUGUGUAUGUCUCUUUGGUCUUGGCUGGUCCGAGUCCGUCCCGGUCGAUACACAUGUCUGGCAGAUUGCACAGCGCGACUACCGUUUCGGCAAAGGCAAACACAGCAGCUUAACCGCGGCAACAUAUGUUGCUAUAGGAAACCUAUUCCGCAAACUAUGGGGCAAAGAAGCAGGCUGGGCUCAUUCCGUACUAUUUACUGCAGAUCUAAGGGCAUUUUCAGAGCGAGUAGUAGCCAAGGUCGAAGUUAAAGAAAAAGAGGUUGUAAUCAAGAAGGAGGAAGACGAGACAGCCGUGGAAUCAACUAUCAAAAAAGAAGAGGACGAGAAAGUUGGUGAGACAAUCAUCAAAAAAGAGACGGCAAAAAGAAAGCGCGUAAAGAAAGAACCUCUAGACGACCAGCCAGCCGUAAAAGCCAAGCAGGAGCCUACGCGGAGAAGCAAGCGCCAACGCAUAUAAUCAACCAAUCUGAGAUACCCAAAUAAACACGUUUUCCAGCAAUUCAUCCGAACAUGGCUACUUGUUUAUAGUAUCACGUCUUUGAGUACACCGAUAGUACGCUUUUCAUCCCGAACAAAGACAGAUGCAGUUAACAAUACAACUUCUCUCUUGCCGGACAACCAUGAUUCUAACCACAAGGACAAGUAGCUUCGACACACUUAUAUCGUCCAUCCCUUCAACCCCAAAAC
Exserohilum turcica Et28A is the source of this 1493-nucleotide messenger RNA. RefSeq lists its product as uncharacterized. The transcript is spliced from 2 exons. NCBI's taxonomy places the organism in Eukaryota, Fungi, Ascomycota, Dothideomycetes, Pleosporales, Pleosporaceae. Gene Ontology annotation, biological process: base-excision repair, AP site formation; base-excision repair; nucleotide-excision repair. The record is from RefSeq and is a predicted model, not a curated record. Bases 1 to 1263 code for a protein of 420 amino acids. Gene Ontology annotation, molecular function: damaged DNA binding; 8-oxo-7,8-dihydroguanine DNA N-glycosylase activity. Gene Ontology annotation, cellular component: nucleus.